GCCACUCUGACCCUGGCUAGCACGAGUAUGGCGUCUCUAGCUCUGGCCCGCAGCCUGCGCACGUGCGCGCGGCGAUCGGCGCCGCUCAUGUCGGCGCGCGCCUUCGCGUCCGUGCCGACCCCCGAGGCGCCUAAGUUCUCGGUGGUGGACCACCCGGUGACCGCCGACGCCAUCAAGCCCGAGGACUACUUCGCCGUGGUCAAGCUGGCGGGCACGCAGUACAAGGUGACGCAGGGCGACGUGGUGAUCGCCGAGAAGAUCAAGGACGCCAAGGUCGGCGAGAUCAUGGACAUCGACGAGGUGCUGCUGCUGGGCAACGUGAACCAGACGAUCGUGGGACGGCCGCUGGUGGAGGGCGCCAAGGUGCGCGCGCGCGUGGAGGAGCAGACGCUGGACGCCAAGAUCGACGUGUUCAAGAAGAAGCGCCGAAAGAACUACCGCCGCUGGAACGGUUUCCGUCGCCAGGUCACCGUGCUGCGCGUCACGGACAUCGUCCCUAUCGACGCCUAAGCAGGCGGACAGCAGGCAGUAGAGAUACAAACAGGCAAGGGGGAAGCAGGCGAACAGGGACGCGUUGGAGCAGGAGGUUGGCAUUCUGCGCCAGGAGAUAUCGCCAGACGACAGUCAAAUUGUACUUUGGAGCAACGCAGAUGCAGUACAGUCAGCCCCCGGCUCCAUCGACCACCAUUUUGCUCGCUCCUCCAGCGGACAUAAUAACAUGCGAGAAAAAAACUUAAAAAAACUUCAUCCAC
Phytophthora sojae is the source of this 752-nucleotide messenger RNA. RefSeq lists its product as hypothetical. Lineage: Eukaryota; Oomycota; Peronosporomycetes; Peronosporales; Peronosporaceae. Bases 28 to 510 code for a protein of 160 amino acids. Gene Ontology annotation, cellular component: ribosome; mitochondrial large ribosomal subunit. The record is from RefSeq and is a predicted model, not a curated record. Gene Ontology annotation, biological process: translation. The transcript has 2 exons. Gene Ontology annotation, molecular function: structural constituent of ribosome; RNA binding.